This is a messenger RNA of Pisolithus orientalis, 1594 nucleotides long. RefSeq lists its product as uncharacterized. The record is from RefSeq and is a predicted model, not a curated record. Lineage: Eukaryota; Fungi; Basidiomycota; Agaricomycetes; Boletales; Pisolithaceae. Gene Ontology annotation, biological process: ubiquinone biosynthetic process. The coding region runs from base 119 to 1594 and encodes 491 amino acids. Gene Ontology annotation, cellular component: mitochondrion. The transcript has 2 exons.
CUUAGAGCCUGAAUACUCUCAUAUCGUUACCACGUGGGCCUGCUCGUCCAUAGCCCGCAGUGGACGUGAUAGGCAACUAGCUCGGUGUCUGGCUGGCAUCUUCAGCUGUUCCGGACAGAUGCACCCGGUUAAACUUGCAAUCGUUGGCGGAGGGCCGUCCGCAUUCUAUGUAGCUUCUCGUCUGCUUUCGCUUCUCCCUCGCAAUGACUCAAGUUCAUCCUUUAUCCGUGUGCACAUGUUCGACCGUGUGUGGGCCCCACAUGGUCUAGUGCGCUACGGUGUUGCUCCGGAUCAUCCUGAAGUCAAGAACUGUACGCAUAAAUUCGAUGCAACCGCACUUGAUCCGCGAUUCCGCUUCUUUGGGAACGUUAAUAUUGGCUGUAAUGGGCCCUUCUCGAUGCCCAGCCCACUCUCCAUUCCCCUUUCUUCGCUCGUCUCGAAUUAUACCCACCUUCUCUUUGCUACUGGAUGUCCACUUCCCGCACUCCAUCCUGCUAUACCGCCGUCACGCCAUUGUAUCCCGGCCCUUUCAUUUGUUCACUGGUACACCCGACACCCUUCUCGGCCGCCUCCACCUGCCCUCGACAGUUUCACCCACCUUACGUUAAUCGGGAACGGAAACGUAUCACUCGACAUUGCUCGUAUUCUGCUUACCAACCCUUCCGUCCUAGAGAAGUAUGACUUGCCGGAGCAGGUCCUCGAUGUAUUGUCCCGGUCGGCAAUCAAGCACGUCUCAAUCAUCGGUAGACGGGGACCUCUUCAAGCUGCCUUUUCUAAUAAAGAGCUCCGUGAAUUGAUGAAUCUUCCUGAAGCGUCCAUGGUACCGAUUGACCCCUCUGUUCUCGUUCCACCAGACGGGGUUACACUUACGCGCCAGCAACGACGUACGUUAGAACUCCUGCAAAAGGGUUCGCAACAGGCUUCCGGUAAAACACCAAAAUCAUGGUCGCUUGAGUUUUACCGAUCCCCAACAAGUCUUACCUCAUCGAGCCCCGCCUCGCCAACUGAUAUGUCGCAACUGAUUCUCGCGCACACACGGGUAGAUCCUGUCACUGGACGUGCCGUACCUACUGGCGAAACGUCAACCCUAUCCACCUCUGUAGUAGUCACAUCCCUUGGUUUCCGUGCAGAACCCACCGCUACUUUCCUGGAUCCAUCUGUUAACCACCUUCGUACUCGGGCAGGCCGCAUCCUUUCCGCCAGUGGCACUACCAUUCCCAACGUAUAUGCUUCCGGGUGGGCCGCUAACGGGGCCAAGGGGGUUCUCGCAUCAACAAUGAUGGAUGCGUAUGCCGUCGCGGACACUAUUCUGUCUGAUAUCACACCUGGGCCGGAGAGAAUACAAACGACGGCGGCGUCCGAAUAUUUUUCUAACGUGGACUCGGCGGACAUAAUGAUGAAUCCGCAGCCUCAUCCUGAGAAUCCUCCCAAGGAGGUCGUACAGGGUAUUAAUGACGGCACUGUCACACAGUACAAGGAUUGGAGGGCAGUCGAUGCAGAGGAGAUACGAAGGGGUGAAGUACUUGGCAAAGAGCGAGAACGCAUGAACUGGGAGGACGCUAAGGCGUUUCUUGCUUCCCAUGGACGGGGGUAA